AUGUCCCUGUUCCAGGCGUGCGGAAACGGCAGUACGAGCGAGAUGACCGCGAGGGGAUCAGGUUCCGGAGUGGCACAUGACAUGAACGAAGUAAGGAAAGCGGGGGAGAUGUUCGAGCAGGCUGCUCAAGACAAAUCGCUCUCCUCGGAGCACUUUCUCGGCCUCACUCAGGCAAUCGCCCGUGCUGAGAAAGGGCUUCCUAUCGUGGCUGCCUCGGAACCGGACAUGCGACAGGGAGUAGACAUCGUUGAAAAACUCGGAGCUCUCGUAAAACGACAAGGAACCAUGAGCGAGGACUCUCUGUAUUCCGACCCGCAAACGAUGGUGGAGUUACAAGCGCUGUUGCCUGGGCUGGCGGAUAUGGAGCUUCGAGAGUUCUUGCGAGAGUUCCUUCAUGGGCUAAACCGUCACAGGGCCCGUCCAGGCGACAAGCUACCGACCGCUCCACGUGCGGGUGGACCUCCGUCCGGAACGACAGCGUGCUUUCAACCGAAGUCAGCGACAGCGGCGGGGAAGCGCCCGGCUCAGUGGGAAAAUGCAGGAAACGUACCGAGGGCUGGCACCAAGUCGGGUGUGGGGCACGAUGUGUGGUUGAAGGUUCCCGUUUCUCCCGCGGGUCUCUGUUCUGCGGAUCGCGAGGCGCUGAUGGCCUUAUUUCGCUCGACUGCCGGGGCUAGUUGGAAUAGAAACAAAAACUGGAACAUGGCUGCCGAGCUUUCCACAUGGUGCGGGGUCGAAGUCAACGCCGAUGAGCGCGUGGUGGGUCUGCGCUUGAGAGAGAAUAACCUCCAAGGCAAAAUCCCGGCGGAGCUAGGACAGCUCGUCAAGCUGAAAGAGCUCAACCUCGACCAAAACAAACUCAGCGGCGAAAUCCCGGCGUCGCUAGGACAGCUCGUCAAGCUGGAAACGCUCGGCCUCUACAGAAACAAACUCAGCGGUUCCAUCCCGCCGCAGCUUGGGGAGCUCGCCGCACUGCAGUACCUCAGCCUCUCGGAGAACCAGCUAACCGGCCCCAUCCCAUCCGAGCUGGGGCACCUUUCAGCACUGCAGGGGCUUAACCUUUCCGGCAACCAACUGAGCGGCACUAUCCCGCAGGUGCUGGGAAUGCUCACGGCCCUGCAAUGGCUGUUGCUCAGCGAGAAUCAGCUGAGCGGCCACAUCCCGCGGCAGUUAGGAGAUCUUGGCGCCCUCAAGACCCUCGACCUCGGAUUCAACAAGCUAGAGGGCGAGAUUCAAGCAAUCCGGCGUGACGUGUGCAAGCCGAACAUAUCGGAAACACUUACCGCUCAGUUUGUUUUGGUCGAGGUUGAGCUCUUUCAGCUUGACGAGCUGUCCUAG
This is a messenger RNA of Ectocarpus sp. CCAP 1310/34, 1338 nucleotides long. NCBI's taxonomy places the organism in Eukaryota, Phaeophyceae, Ectocarpales, Ectocarpaceae. The record is from the annotation of a GenBank genome assembly.